ACCCCGGAACCUGCCUACGCUUCACUGGAAAUGCAUGUACAAACGUUCAAUCGGCCCUGAUAGUGGGGUUCUCCGCGGUUCGCUUGUAUUAGCGCCUGUGGAGUCCUGUCGAGCUGGGUGUACUUGGGCUGGAUCAGAGCUUCAUUGCUGUUCCGUGUGGCUUGUGUAUGGGAUAUUUUUCCAGGACCACCGUUACGCUCUCCCUAACUUUCUCCCGUCCGUACACAGCCCCGAGAGGUUACCAUUCUGUUCUUAUCGUUAAUUCCAUUCACGGAAUCUUGAAGAAUAGCCCUCCUUAUCAACAGGUCGGUAAGGGUGUCUCGAGUGCACCAGUGAUAGGGUUGAUACCACUUCAGUGUCAAAACAAGGAUACACAACGUGUUAAGUUGUUUAAUUGUGCUUCUAAACGAAAUGCACUGCAGCUGUGUGGAAAGGCUAUGAUUUUACACCGAAUUGCAGAGUAAAAACAAAUCGUUGGCAAUUUUUUGGCAAUUUGUUUGGCGGAGACAAGCUAAUUCUGUUGCUUUUUAUGUCAGAUACGUUUACAGGUUUACGAGGAAGCAUGACAAGUUUAUAAGCUUUUGUCACUUGAUUCAGAAAUCAACACCAGUAGCACGUGCACAUGUGACUGACAGAUGUCGUCUUGGAAUGGCAGACUUCCGGUUUGCGAUAUAACAGACAAGACAAUUUAGACAGCAAUGCAAAAACAAAAACGGAUUGUUGUGAAAGUCGAAACACUGAAGAGUUUCCAACAGGAGGGUUUGUUUUCUAUUCCGAUAAGCUCCACAUUAAAAGGGAUUGUGUAUUUCAUCAAAUUUCAAAGACGGAAUUUCUUAUUUAUCUAGGCGAUAGCGUUGAGAAUGAUAUCGGGAUAACAACACAGACACACGAUGACGAAGAAACUGAUAAUCCCGGGUACAUUUGAGCUGAAGAACAUUCUCCAGGAGAAGGGACCCCUGCCACACCCAAAGAAACCCCGGAUCCGGAAGUGCGAGCUCAUCCAAGAUGUGUCCAAGUUCAAGGACGUCGACGAACAUGCGGCUAAGGUUGCCGGUUUGACCCAUCGAUUCUUCCGUGAAUUGAUUUGGCAGCUGACCCACAGCUGUCCGGCUGUCAAAACGGACCUUGACAAAGUUAGGGCAAUAUUCCAAUGGCUAACUUUAAGAGAUCUCAAUCGUCCAAUCUUCACAGAGGAAACGGCCAACAACACUGUGGAAUUCAUUAUGAAAGAGUUUCAACAAGGACAGAGAACCCAUGCACAGAUAUUCCAGAUCAUAUGUUUGUAUUCCGGUAUAUACUGUAAAGUGGUUACGGGCGUUGCUAAGGGCAAAGACUAUUGCCCGGGUGAGACAUGCUCUCUGGACAAGUUCCGGCAUUGCUGGAAUGUGGUGUUCAUCAAAGAUAACUGGUUUCCGGUCGACGCAAAAUGGGGAAGCCGUCAAGCGUCAAAUGAGAGGUCAGACAGUUAUAGUGACUUUUACUUUCUAACUGAUCCGGAUCAACUCCAGCUUAGCCAUUGGUCAGAGGUGCCGAGCUGGCAGCUAGUCGAUCGUCCAAUCAGCUCGUCCGAAUUUGAGCAUCUGCCCUUUGUAAAGCCCCACUUCUUCAAGUGUGGGUUGAGCUUUAUAUCCAACGUAAAGGCCGUGAUUGAGACACGACGAGGACAGGUUAAAUGGGACAUCGGACUCGGCACUCCUGUCAAGUUCUCAUUCAAACUCGUGUCCGCUGAGACUCGUCAGGAACAGUGUGGCGAUGUUAACCUCAAGGAUUUUGUUUUCCACGAAAUCCAAAAUGGCCGCGCUAGUUUUAUACUCAGGUCUCCCCUUCCGGGAACAUAUUACCUAAAACUGUUUGCAAAGCGCCAAGAAGACAGGUCUAUAAAUCGAAGUCGGUUUCUUGAGGUUCUGGAGUACAAAGUACAGAUAGAUAAAGCUUGUAUCGAAGACGACCCUCUACCGGGAUGCUGGGAUCACAUAUGGGGUCCAGGGGAGAGGGCGGAGCGAUUCUGUAUCUACCCUGUUCAGAAGCGCGGUAUUAUCACUAGCAGUGAAAAAUCCAUCAACCUAGAAAUCAACAAAACUCGACCUGUGCAAUUACUCUACCGAUUCUGUCGUAACGAGUGGAAGGAGUCGGAACUCCAGAAAUGUGUGAACGUUGUCCAGGACAACGACACUAAGGCUUACGUCGCCAUUACGCUACCGAUGGCAGGGGAAUACGGACUCGAACUUUUUGCCUAUAUACCCUCAAAACCGGAAGUGGCGUAUACGCAUGUGUGUCAAUAUUUUAUUUCUUGUCAGAGAAGAGACGAGGAGUUAGACGACGCACUGCUAGAGAAGUUCCUUGUCCGGAAUGACAAGCGACAACCAAUGCAGUUCGCCGACAAGGCAAUGACCAAUGGCGUCCCAGAAACCUCGAAUCCGGGCGAAGCACCUUCCACGUUUGACCUCAAACCUCUUGGUGACGAUGAAUUGGAAGGUACGCCCCCAGAACUAGUGUCGUCUGCCAAUCAUCUGGCUGUGUUGGACAAACACAGAGAGAGCAUGCGCAAAAUGGAUGCAUAUGCUAAAAAAGUCUGUGAGAAACACCACGCGACAUUCCGAGACCUAUUAUGGGACCUGCACUCGUGUAAACCAGUUGAGGACCCGUUCACCAAGGUCAGGAUCCUUUACCUGUGGCUGGCCACCAAGAAAGUACAGGACAUCACGUUCGAGGAUGUGACUGAAGGAAGUCCGGAGGAGACACUACACUGUCUACACACGGGCCGGACCACGUACGCAAUGGCUUUCCACACUCUGUGCAGGUACAGCGGUAUCCCGUGCCGAGUGUUGACAGGCCAGGCUAAGGGUACGGACUACAAGCCCGGACAGGUCAUGGGCGGACCAGGCUCAAACUUCCACACGUGGAACGUCGUCAACUUGGACGGGCAUUGGUUCUUUGUCGACAUUCGAUUUGCGAGGCGACCAAUCAUCAGCAACCUAACAACAUCGGGCGACAUCCAGCACGGCCUGGACGACCAUUUCUUCUUGACAGUUCCCUCGAGAUUUAUCUACACCCACUUCCCUGACGACCAACAGUGGCAGCUGCUGGACCCGCGCGUUACCAUGGAGCAGUUCUCUAACAUGCCGGUCAUGACACCACAUUUCUUCCUCCUCGGUCUCGACAUCCUCAGCCACAACAGUUACCAAGUAACAAGCAAAGGGGAUACAACCAUCACAUUACGGUACCCUACCAACUGUCCACCAUUCCACUUCACAUUCAGUAUUCAUCCGAGUGUGAAGAACGAUGAGGGAGAAGGUCAGAAACUCAAUCGGUACGGUAUGCUUGAGGCCCAUGAUGGCAUCAUUACCUUCCGGCUACGACUGCCUGAGACAGGCUCAUAUACGUUCUUUGUAUACGCCAAAGAGGACUCGCCGGAGAAAAAGGACAGCAUGUUCGCCCAGGUGUGUGAGUACAAAAUAAUCCAGGAGGAAGUUCUGUCUCCAGUGGCCAAGCCGUAUCCCCCGUGCGCCUACCAGAGCUGGGGACCCGGGUCCGCCUUCUACCUCUUUGGUAUGCUUACCGAGCACACGAACGCUGUAAUCCCCACCCAGGAAGGACAGGCCACUCUGGUCGUCACCACUCCCAAGAUCAUGCAGUACAGAACGAGGCUGGUCCAAUUCCAGGAUGCCACUGACUUUGAGGGUUACGUCACUCAUCGCACAAGUGGUAACGAGACAAAAUUUUCCAUCACAGCCCCAGGACGCGGCGAAUAUGGUUUCGAGAUAUAUGCCAAAGACCCGGAUAUAGACUCAAAGAAGAUGCGUCACGUGGCGCAGUACCUUGUCGUCUGUGACGAGGACGUCAAGCCUAUGCAGUUGCCUCGCCUACCUUCAGGUUUCCUUGGGGAACAGCCAAUGCUGGUUAAACAUGGGAUCAUUCCUGCCACUCAUCCUGAUCCCAUCAUGCAUCUGGACGGAAAUUACAUCGAAAUCGAGUUCCACACGUCAAAGGGAAUGCGGUUUACCUCAAGCAUGAGCGAGAUUGAAACAAAACGGGAAUGUUCCGAGUUUAUCUUUAUACAGUCAAUCGCCGAGGGGAUUCGUCUGUGCGUUCUCCUCCCUCAGGAGGGCUUCUUCGCUUUAUGUAUCCAUGGCAACCUAUUUGAGGACAAUAGUCAACAGAUACCGGGUCUGUAUAACUACCUUAUUCACUGUAAACAGACGGCAACACCAGUGGUGCGCUACCCGAAACAGUUCGGCUACUGGAAGGAGGGCUGCUAUAUGUGGGAGCCAAUGACCAUUGCGCCCAAGACGGAAACAGAGUUAAUUCCCUUCCGUGUACGGAUCCCUAAGGCUUUCGUAGUGGCAGUUGUGGUAGACCAGGACUGGACUCGCCUUGAUCAGGACGAUUCCGGUGUGUGGGAGGGCAAGGUAGAGCUCGUUCCUAAUCCGGAAGCUCCUUCCCGGAUCGUUCUAGUUGCCAGCUAUGAUGUAGAACAGAGUCGCUUCUCUUCACUUCUAGAAUACAACGUCUAGUUUCAUGAAGUAGCGUUAUCAUUGGAGGACAGUGUAAAGUUACCAGAAGAAAUGUUACCACUGAAAAACAGUGUCUGGUUUCGUGAAGAGAGUUAUCUAAAGUAUCUGAGGAUGUCAGUUCACUUCAUUUCGCGUCCACAAAGGAGGUGUGUUUUUGGCAGCUAUACAUGCGGUUGGCCUAUCGUUAUCAGUCCUGGUGCCUAAUUGUUGCCGCAGAAAGUACUAUAAAAUAAAUGAAUGACGAACAGCCUGGUAUUUGUAAAGUGACAGUUAAAAUAAUUACUGAAUGAAUUUUAUACCCUGACAUAUUUCUUCUUUUAAACAACCAAAUGUCACUUCCAAAAUCGCCUCAUCAGUUAUACGGUGCGAUUUGUGGGUUAUAGUGUGCGAUAGGAGGCGCGCUGUAUGUAUCGCUAUGUGUUUAAUUGGAACAAUAUGUGACAUAUCGAUGUCUGUCCACUAUGGCUAAUGUAUGUAGCGGUACAUUGUCCACGGUGUGUGACUUUAUAUUGACAUGUGCCAUCGGAGACACUGUGUAUGCACUAGUUUGUACUUGUAUUCACUCUGUGAGAUGUAAGCCAGGCUGUGACCACUGGGGGCGCUCGCUGUAUAUAAAUGUUUUCACUGGGAAGCGCCGUACGGCACUAGUAUGGACAGGUGUUACGAAAAUGCGAAGCAAACCUAAUUGUUAUUUUCUAGCCAAUAUAUUAUAUGCAAAUGCGGCGAAAUGAGUUGAUAGGAUUCAGUCAGAUGGCUUGGUGUGACUGAACAGUGAUAUUAUCGCUUCAUUCUCGGCUACCAGCACGCGUGUUCACUCUACAAAUCGCAUCACUCGAUUAUCGAGGGACAUUCAUAAACUAUUUGAAAGCCAUCCGUCAACGCCAACAGGUCCGUCCGUUUAUAGUGACUUCGGUUCUAAAUAACUCUGUUAUUGAUAACACACCACCCAUAGGACACACCAUUACAACACACGCCAUCCACAGGACACACCAUUACAACACACAUCAUCCACAGGACACACCAUUACAACACACACCAUCCACAGGACACACCAUUACAACACACACCAUCCACAUCCGUUCUACUGUAGACAUGAUGAUAUAGCUUCUAGACAGUAUAGGGUACUUACACUGGUGUUUGAGUCGGACGGUGCUUCUUUAUAUAUCAAUAACUUAGAUUAUUUUGUCACAAUUUUCCACAUUUUUUAUUUUAGCAAAAUCAAAGUGUUGCAUGCUCAAAGCGUAAGGUUCCCAUAACAACCUAUCACAAACAGUUAACUCGCCACCCACGCUCUACCUCCGGAUUUCAGCUACGUGCAAUCUAUAUACUGUUAAGAAUUUUAGGUAAUAUGUGAUAUUUUUUGUAGAUUAGCAUUUCAUAAUGAUGAUUAUGGUCGUUUUUGUAUCAUGUUGGAGACAUUUAACGAGAAGGGAGGUAACUCUAGCAUCACAUUUUUCCUCUGCAACAUAUGAGAUACUCCCAGCAUUUUCUCUUAACACGUGAAUGAAUAUGUAUAAUAACAACAUGUGACCAGUCGUUAAUAAUUAAUGGUGGAGACGAGAGGUGAACUACACGCGAGGAACUUGUAGAACUUAAUGAGAAGUAAAGUAUAGAUAUGCCAUUGUUUCUAGCUCUACAUUCACCUCUUUGCAGUACACUUACGAUUUGAAAACUACUCGCACACAUAUGUAGUUGAAUUUGAACUUUAAAACCUCCUAACUUCUUUCGUUGAAGACAAACAGUUUAUUUCAUGAGUUUAUAUGAAAAAAAAUCACUUUGAUAAUCGAAAUAUUGAUGAGCCAACAGUGUAAAUAUCUAUUGAUAUAGUCCAUGGGCCUUUCACAGUGCUGGAUGUAGAACAGUGAAAUUAAACCCUGGGAGAGUACGAGUGAUGUAACUCUCAGAGCGAGGGAUGUAGCUCUCAGAGCGAGGCAAGUAGCUCUCGGAACGAGGGAUGUAGCUCUCAGAGCGAGGGAAGUAGCUCUUUGAACGAGGGAUAUAGCUCUCGGAACGAGGGAUGUAACUCUCGGAGCGAGGGAUGUAGCUCUCGGAACGAGGGAUGUAGCUCUCAGAGCGAGGGAUGUAGCUCUAGGAACGAGGGAUGUAGCUCUCAGAACGAGGGAAGUAGCUCUCGGAACGAGGGAUAUAGCUCUCAGAACGAGGGAUGUAGCUCUCGGAACGAGGGAUGUAGCUGCAAGAAACGGUCCCUGUAUAUCUUCAAAUGCAAAGAUGAUGUUUGAUUGCUAGUCAGACAUUAAAGUGCUAGUUGAACUCUAUUUUGGCAUGUAUUAUUCUCUGGAACGAGUGUUUGUUAUGGUAAACAAUGGGAUAGACUGAUGAUGUUAUGGUUGGUAUACAAAUAAACCUAUAUUUCACACAU
Messenger RNA from Mizuhopecten yessoensis (Yesso scallop), 6894 nucleotides. RefSeq lists its product as uncharacterized. The transcript has 10 exons. Bases 891 to 4514 code for a protein of 1207 amino acids. The record is from RefSeq and is a predicted model, not a curated record. NCBI's taxonomy places the organism in Eukaryota, Metazoa, Mollusca, Bivalvia, Pectinida, Pectinidae.